AUGAAUGGCUUGAUCGAGGCCUUUGCCCAUAUCUCGGCUCGUGCCGUAAAUGAAUGGCCACAGGGUGACAAGGGUAACAGCAGCGACACCAUUCUCGGCGGCGUCCACUUCAACCUCACGACCCUCAAGUACUUCAACUACACAUUCUACAGCAACAACACCAUCUCCAACAACUCUAAAUGCUACCUGACCUUUGCGCCCUAUACUCCGGCUUACGUCUUCCCGAACGGCACAUGGACCAAUGCCACUAAGUGCUAUUCCGCGAUCGAGAACAUCAAGACUCGUGGUUUCGUCGGAAUUGGAUUCGCUGUUGCUUUCGGAAUUGCUCUUGUUCUCAACCUUACUGUCCUGGCUAAGCAUGGAAAACUCUACGUGCCACGCGAUUCGCGCUUCUAUCCCAUCGGUCGUCGCUGGCAGUGGUAUUGGGCCUUGUUCAGUGCGGCUGCGGCUCUUAUCAGUCUCUUUGUCGGCAUUGAUAUCGAUCGAUACUAUCUCCAGGAAUUGCCCAUCACUGUCAAUGUCUUCUUUUGGUACCUCCUCUGCAUGGGCACCGUCGCUAUGACUUGGGAAGCUGUUCGUCAUUGGGGCUCCUGGCAGGAAAGGCAAUAUGUCGAUCCUAAUCCAUUUAUCCUGCGCGAUGAUGACCGUCGUUCCAAAGUUGAGUUUUGGUUACCGUUAUGGUUUUACCUCUGGCUGUGGCUGAACUUUUUCAUGGUGGUUCCCCGUAGCUGGAAAUUCACCCAGCUACAGCACUCGGAGGAGCAGACAUUGGCCAAGGCGGUCCCUGGAGCAACUAAUACUCGAUUCAAGGUUGGCGCCUUCUGUCUCGUGGUAGCCUGGCUCACUAUCGUCUUUUCUCUCCAUCACUCGAUCAAGCAUUAUAAGCCCCGACACCGCGGUAUCGUCAACCGCGCUGUUGGCUUUCUUCGAUACAUCCCUUUCCGCUUCUGGCUUAUCAUCCCUCUAUCAGCGGCUACCAUUGCGUAUCAGGCCUUCAUCUCAUGGGAGUUUGACUACUCCAUUGUCAAGUACAACGGAAACAUCCCUGUGAUCUACUGUUGGGGCUUCCUGCCAACUCUGCUCAUCCUUUACAUUCAGUAUCUCUACGGUUUCUUCAGCCCUAAUGAGGACAAGAGUCUGAUCCGCAAGAGACGAGAGCGUGGUGAGAUGAUCAACCGAGAACUUGGCAUCGUUAACAAGCCUGCCUGGUGGCACCGUGUCAGGGGUGACCAUCUCCUCAGCUUCAAGGACAAGCUUACUCGCAAUGUUCAUGAGAUUGGAGGUGGUAGAGCCACCGGUCGACGUAUUGAAGGAGAUGCGGAACGAGACCUGCGUGAGGAGGCUUUGGCUGCUGCCAGAGAUGAUGAUAUCGAGAUGGGUCACAUGCAUCGCCCCCUGGACGCUUCCAACAACCCACGCUCUGAUCGGGCUGGCACUGCUUCUAUUAGCUCCAAUGCUUCGCGAUCGUUUGUCCAGCCGUACACUGGUAAGAAUGAACGUCGCCGUCAUGAGCGCAAUAUGGAAGCUGUCGCGGGUAUUCUCUUCCCUAACAACCUCGCCGAGGACCGAGCUCGCCGUGAAGCGCAACUUGGACUCGACGGCCCCCCUCCGCCCCCUUACAUGGACGGACAGGGUCGAGGUCGAUCCUCCGGGCGUCCCGGAUCUACCGGUCGCAGCAACAGCACCGAGACAAACAACUCCAUCAAUGCUCCUCCCCAACAAAUCAGGAGUAUGUUGGAUAUUUAA
Messenger RNA from Fusarium proliferatum ET1, 1746 nucleotides. RefSeq lists its product as uncharacterized. Bases 1 to 1746 code for a protein of 581 amino acids. Lineage: Eukaryota; Fungi; Ascomycota; Sordariomycetes; Hypocreales; Nectriaceae. The transcript has a single exon. The record is from RefSeq and is a predicted model, not a curated record.